Cynoglossus semilaevis (tongue sole) is the source of this 5823-nucleotide messenger RNA. It is a transcript of the gene wdr35, whose product is annotated as WD repeat domain 35. Bases 388 to 3969 code for a protein of 1193 amino acids. The transcript is spliced from 29 exons. Gene Ontology annotation, cellular component: non-motile cilium; intraciliary transport particle A. Gene Ontology annotation, molecular function: protein binding. Lineage: Eukaryota; Metazoa; Chordata; Actinopteri; Pleuronectiformes; Cynoglossidae. The record is from RefSeq and is a predicted model, not a curated record. Gene Ontology annotation, biological process: intraciliary retrograde transport; protein localization to cilium; non-motile cilium assembly.
CGGAAAGAGGAAGAAGAAAAACUACGGAUCCAAGGAAACAACAUAACUUCCGGUUUGAUGUUGCCACGGGAGAUGAAGAAAAGCUAAAACUACCGUAGGGCAAAAUUCUAAAAAAGGAAUCCAUUAUUUAUAAUAUUGUUGGGUCAGUUUUCAUUAGGUGUGUGGCAGUAAAGGUUCGAACGUUAGUCGAGCUGCCACCCACGUUUACAGUAUAAUAGGGUUUAUAGCGUUGGUCCGCUGACUUACUAGUACAACUGCGAGCCUGCUAGCAGUAGAGGCUAACUUCUGUUUUAGGGAUGAAAUGUGAUUUUCUCUGUUAUGAUUACCGAUAGAACUGCGCUGUUCAAAUAAAUAGAGGGGUGUGACGGCAUCCCCACGAGGAGCACGAUGUUUAUUUACCUGAGCAAGAAGAUUGCUAUCCCAAACAACAUUCAUUUAAAAUGCGUUUCCUGGAACAAAGACCAAGGCUUUAUUGCCUGUGGAGGAGACGAUGGUCUUCUGAGAGUACUAAAGCUGGAAAGUCAGACAGAUGAUGUUAAACUUAGAGGACUUGCUGCACCCAGUAACCUGUCGAUGAACCAGACAUUGGAGGGACACAGUGGUUCAGUGCAGGUGGUAACAUGGAAUGAACAGUAUGAAAAGCUGACGACCAGCGACCAGAAUGGACUCAUCAUUGUAUGGAUGCUUUAUAAAGGUGCAUGGUACGAGGAGAUGAUAAACAACCGGAACAAGUCUGUUGUUAGGAGCAUGAGUUGGAACUCAGAUGGUCAAAAGAUCUGCAUCGUGUAUGAGGAUGGAGCCGUCAUAGUAGGAUCUGUAGAUGGUAAUCGUAUUUGGGGAAAGGAGCUUAAGGGAAACCAACUUGCACAUGUAGCAUGGUCACCUGACAGCAAGAUCCUCCUGUUUGGCAUGGCUAAUGGGGAAGUCCAAAUCUAUGACAAUCAGGGAAACUUCAUUAUGAAAAUGACCAUUAGCUGCCUGAGUAACACAACCGGGGCUGUCAGCAUAGCAGGUAUUCACUGGUACGCAGGAAGUGGAGGCUAUGUUGAGCCAGACUGCCCAUGUCUCGCUAUCUGUUUUGACAAUGGAAGAUGCCAGAUAAUGCGCUACCAGAAUGAUGAAAACCCAGUGUGCAUUGACACUAUGAUGAAUGUGGUGAGUAUCCAGUGGAAUCAUUGUGGCAGUGUCCUGGCCGUGACUGGUUCUCUCAGAUCUGCGAAUAUGGAGAAAGAGUUUAAUGUUGUGCAGUUCUAUACUCCAUUUGGAGAGCAUCUGAGAACUCUCAAAGUUCCUGGAAAGCACAUGACUGGAAUUGGCUGGGAGGGAGGAGGACUACGCAUUGGCCUCGCUGUGGAUUCCUACAUCUACUUUGCAAAUAUAAGACCGGACUACAAGUGGGGCUACUGUUGUAAUACAGUGGUGUAUGCCUACACAAAGCCAGAGCGUCAGGAGUAUUGUGUUGUUUUCUGGGACACUAGAAACAAUGACAAAUUCGUCAAAUAUGUCAAGAGCUUGAUGUCCAUAACAACAUCAGGCGACUUCUGUAUCCUGGCUAGUAAAGUGGAUGAAACCCAGCCUCAGGAAGAUGCUGAGUUAGAGUCUGGGAGUCAUCUAAGGGUAACGUACACAGAAGUACAAAAAUACGUGUUGAUUCUGUGCAACUCCAUUGGGACUCCUCUGGACUCAAAAUACAUUGAUAUUGAACCACUGUUUGUCACGGUGACCAAGACUCAUGUGAUCGCUGCAUCCAAAGAGGCUUUUUACCUAUGGCAGUACAGAGUGGCAAAGAAACUUACUGCCCUGGAGGUCAAUCAAGUCACCAAAAUAAAGAAGGAGGGAAGAGAGAGAGUGUAUCACAUUGACAGCAGUACGUUAGGAAGCAGUGACAGCAGUCCAGAUUUCGCAAAGGCUUUCACUGCAACACGAGAUCCCAUCUGCUCUAUAACCGCCUCAGAUAAGGUCCUGAUUGUGGGCCGUGAGUCUGGCAGCAUCCACCGAUACAGUCUUCCUAAUGUCGACCUUAUUCAGAAGUACACUUUGAACAACAGAGCCUAUUAUCUGUCUGUGAACUGCAAUUCCAGUCGUCUGGCGAUAAUCGACAUUGCAGGUGUACUGACGUUGUUGGAUCUGGAGGUUCGUGCCUCUUCAGACAACAGCUCUGAGAAGCAGUCAUCUGCAGGAGAUCCGUCUAAGUUUGAAAGGAAGGACGUGUGGGACAUGAAAUGGGCCAAUGACAACCCUGAUCUGUUUGCCAUGAUGGAGAAGACGAGAAUGUAUGUGUUUAGGAACUUAGAUCCAGAGGAGCCCAUCCAGACCUCUGGUUACAUUUGCAACUUUGAAGACCUGGAAAUCAAGUCUGUGUUGCUUGAUGAAAUCAUGAAGGACCCAGAGAGGCCCAACAAAGACAACCUCAUCAACUUUGAAAUUCGCUCACUGAGAGACAGCCGAGCGCUAAUUGAAAAGGUGGGGAUCGAAGAAGCCUCUCAGUUCAUCGAGGACAAUCCUCACCCGAGACUCUGGCGUCUACUGGCGGAGGCAGCUCUGCAGAAGCUGGAUCUAAAGACAGCAGAACAGGCCUUUGUCCGAUGUAAAGACUACCAGGGCAUUGAGUUUGUCAAACGGCUGGGAAACCUGCAGACUGAACCCAUGAAGCAGGCAGAGGUCGCAGCCUACUUCAGCAGGUUUGAGGAGGCUGAGCGCAUGUACCUGGAUAUGGAUCGAAGGGACCUUGCUAUCAGUCUGCGAAUCAAGCUGGGAGACUGGUUCAGAGUUCUUCAGCUUCUGAAGACUGGCUCUGGGGACAGCGACGAUGCUUUGCUGAAACAGGCGUACAAUGCAAUUGGAGACUACUUCGCUGACAGACAGAAGUGGGUAAAUGCAGUGCAGUACUACUUACAAGGUCAAAACCAGGAGAGGCUGGCAGAAUGUUACUACAUGUUAGAAGACUAUGAUGGUUUGGAGAAGCUGACCGCCAUAUUGCCAGAAACCCAUAAACUCCUGCCAGAGAUUGGUCAAAUGUUUGCCACCGUGGGCAUGUGUGAACAAGCUGUAAAGGCCUACUUGAAGUGCAACCAGCCCAAAGCUGCUGUUGACAUAUGUGUCCAUCUGAAUCAGUGGAACAGAGCAGUGGAACUGGCCCGGACUCACAACAUGAAGGAGAUAAAGCCACUUUUGUCCAAAUAUGCUUUACACCUUCUGGAGAAAAAUAAAAAUUUAGAGGCAGUGGAACUGUACCGUAAAGCCCACCAUUUCUUAGAUGCGGCCAAGCUCAUGUUCAAGAUAGCAGAUGAGGAGGUGAAGAAAAGAACCAGACCUCUACGGGUGAAGAAGCUGUACGUAUUGGCUGCACGUCUUGUGGAAGAUUAUCACGAGCAGGUGAAAACAUCACAGCAGAGCAAAUCCAAAGGAAAGAAGUCUGAGGCAAAGUCCGCACUUGCUGGGCUGCUUGAGGAGGAUGCGUCGUCUCUAGACAAUCGUAUUGUGGAUGACGCCUGGCGUGGAGCUGAGGCUUACCACUUUUUUCUACUGGCUCAGAGACAGCUCUAUGAAGGAUACAUGGAGAACGCCAUGCAAACAGCCAUGCACCUGUGUGAGUACGAAGACAUCAUCCCACCAGUGGAGAUCUACUCUCUGCUCGCCGUAUGUGCGGCAGCAAACCGUGCGUUCAGCACAUGCUCACAGGCCUUCAUCAAGCUGGAGUCCCUGGAGUCCCUGGAGCCUGAACAGCACCAGGCCUACGAAGACCUGGCCCUGGAGAUCUUCACUAAACACUCCCCGAAGGACAGCCGGGUGAUGGAGCGGCCAAGAUCAUCAGGGGGGCCAGAAGGAAAGGUACCCACAUGCAUCGUGACUGGGCUGCCCAUUCAUGAGUACCAGUUCUGGAUGUGCAACGUGUGUAAACACUGUGCUCUGGAGCAGGAAAUCAGCAAAUAUAACUGUUGUCCUUUGUGCCACAGUCCAGUGGCAUGACGCUCUGCCAGGGAUUACCAACCCCUGGUUCGUGGACCCAUAACAGUACGUUAGGUCAUUUGGUAAAGACAAUCCGGUCGGAACCCACCUACUGUACACAAGUCCCUAUGUCAGUCACCUACGCUAACACAGUGGUGACAUCAUAAACCAAGAGAUAAAAAUGUGAGAAGAGAGUGACCAACACCUGGGAGCCAAAAAGUCCUCACGUGUUUCCAAUGUAUAGCGUACAAAACCCUGUACUGCGAAUAGCGCCGCGUGACAACGCAUUCGUCGGCUCUGUGUCGAUUAACUGAUAGUGGCACACUUUAAGAAAAUAUUGAAAUUCAGACUCAUUUGUCUGGCAGCAUUUCUUAAGCUGAUAUUCUGUGUGUGUGUGUGUGUGUGUGUGUGUGUAAACAGGAGUUGUAAUUGACACAGCAGAGUCGGUGACACACUCUGAUAUUAAUGAAGAGGUCAGCAGCGCUGCACAGCCGCACCCAUUCAUCUCAAUACCUACUGACCCUGCACUUACUACAGCCUUGCCCUGCAGCAUGUGUGUCAGGCUGUAGAAGUCCCGCCCUGCCCUCUGCUGCUGCUGCUGCUGCUGCUGCUGCUGCUGUCGCUGUCCGCGCAGGUCUCACCCGGACACCACGUUAGUGCACACUGAGCAGAGCAGCUGCAGGGUCGAGUCUCCACAUGGCUGGGUGAGCUGGUUCUUGAUAAUAUGUUUGUCCAGGGAAUGUUUGAAAAGUGUGCUAACUUUGGGUAUUUUAUGGUUUUUCUGCUUUCUAUGUCAUUUUAUUUUUCAGUUGAAAAUCUCGUUCAUGCCUGUAGAAGUGUGACAUGUCUGACCUGCAAUUUGAAACGCUACAGUCUUUAUUACAGUGGGUAACACAAUACAAGUAAACACUGCUGCCUGUCACAAGCAGCGCAGCCAUAUUGUCUGUCUGUAUAACUACUUCCUCCUGCAGUACAGUUACUUUAUUUGUUAAACAAAAUGCAUAAUAAGAACGUUAAGUUUAUGAGCUCUGACGUGUGUCUUGAAGAUUUUUUUGUUUCUGAUGGGCAGAUUUACCUCUGACAGUAUACCUGUGUACUCGAGGGUCUACACACUUUACAUAGUUUUACAAAGUUUACAACAACCCUAAUCUAGGAGAUAAGCACCAGAAGGUGGGUAAAUAUUUUAAUAUUUGUUUUGUAGAAGAUUUGAUAACAGAUUUGAGGAAUAAACUCAGGGUUUUACUGUGUAAACAACAUUGGAAUCCUUCAAUAAGACACAAAUACUGGCUUUCUAUACAAAUGAAUAUAUAUUUUAGGUUUAACGCAAUUUUAUGUGUUUACAAUCAUAAGCUCCAAUCUACAUACAACACUGCUAUUUAACUCAUAAUUCGGUAUGUAGAAAAUACAUGUUGGCCAUCAACUGUUCUUUAAACAACAACAGAAUUUACUUUUUCGUUUUCUGUGUAUGACCAACAUAACAAAUGACGAUCCUAGAAUAAUGGCUAAUAAAAAGACCAAUUUCUUUUUAAUAGAAUGUUUUAAAUGUUUAUUCCCCAGUUAAAUUACAUCACAUCAAAACCAGACCAGUGACUGAAGCUGAUAUCAGUAAGUCACCUUGGCUUUUCUGGCUGGUCGACAAUUCAAAUGAAGGUGGAACAAAUUGUAACCAUGCGUCCACUUGAGGUUAUGGAUCGCAGAAUUCUAGAUCCAAUGUUAAGCCAGUUGUUUUUGUAUCUAAGUUCCUUUUGUACACUCAUUACAUGAACCAGUUCAGAUUACCUUGUUCGCCUGAGUUUACUUUAUCAAGUAUGCCAAUAUGCAUAUAGGUUAUGCUAUUUGGCUAACAAGUUCUUUUACUAAACAAAUCAUGUGCAG